UGAAGAGGGAGUGGCGGUGUGGGAUGGGAAGGGGGUGAGUGAAGAAGUGAGACUGUGAGAGACAGAGAGAGUGUGGGCUAUUGUGAGAUUGAGAUUUGAGAAGAAGCACGUGGUCACAGAGUCAGAAUGUGAGAUUGAGAAGCAUGUAGUCAUUGUGGUGAAAGAGUGACAGAGUGAGGUUUUGGAUUCCAAUUUUGAAUCUGAUGAUGGAUUCCACCCUCUGAUGCUUUGCGUUUUUUUAAGCUAUGAUCCUCAUGAAAGAUUUUUCAUACACUUGGAUGCAACAUUCAUAGCCCAGUGGCAUUUUUUAGCAAGGAAUUGCCAGCUAGUUGCGACGUGUUAUAAGAUUCAAUUUUAUCCGAUCCAAAUCUCCUAACUGAUCCAAACAUAUCCAAUGUUGCCCAGGCUCCACAAAAUUUCUGGAUCCGCCACUGCUACAAGGGAAAUAACACAAUAUUGAAAGGGAGGAAGGAAAAUGGUGUUUGGGCAAGUAGUAAUUGGUCCUCCUGGCUCUGGCAAAACAACUUAUUGCAAUGGCAUGUCUCAGUUCCUUAAUCUUAUUGGAAGGAAGGUUGCUAUUAUCAAUUUGGAUCCCGCUAAUGAUUCAUUACCCUAUGAAUGUGCUGCAAACAUUGAAGAUCUCGUGAAACUGAGUGAUGUAAUGGUCGAACAUUCUCUUGGUCCUAAUGGGGGUCUUGUGUAUUGUAUGGAUUAUUUAGAGAAAAAUAUUGAUUGGUUGGAAGCAAAACUGAAACCUCUUAUAAAAGAUCACUACCUACUUUUUGAUUUUCCUGGCCAAGUGGAACUCUUUUUUCUUCAUUCAAAUGCCAAGAAUGUCAUCAUGAAGCUCAUAAAGAAAUUGAACCUAACGUUAACUGCAGUGCAUUUGGUUGAUGCUCAUCUUUGCAGUGACCCUGGGAAGUACAUCAGUGCAUUGCUUCUAUCCUUAUCCACAAUGCUACAUUUAGAACUUCCCCAUGUAAAUGUCUUGUCAAAAAUUGAUUUAAUUGAGAGCUAUGGAAAACUAGCCUUUAACCUUGAUUUCUAUACAGACGUGCAAGACUUGUCAUAUUUGCAAAACCAUCUCGAUCAGGAUCCUCGCUCUGCCAAGUACAGAAAGCUAACCAAGGAAUUGUGUGAAGUUAUUGAAAACUUCGGCCAAGUGACUUUUACAACCUUAGAUAUUCAGGAUAGGGAGAGUGUAGGGAAUUUAGUGAAGCAGAUAGAUCAAAGCAAUGGGUACAUAUUUGCUGGCAUGGAAGCAAGUGCUGUUGAAUUUAGCAAGAUUGCAAUUCGUCCUGUUGAUUGGGAUUAUUAUAGAGUUGCAGCAGUGCAAGAGAAGUACAUGAAGGAUGAUGAAAAUAUCGAUUCUGAUGAUUGAUGGAGAAACAAGAAUAAUUGAAAGAGAAUGACACCUUGAUAUUGCACUGGUUCUGUGAUACAGUUUGUAUUUUUCAUCCUCAUGGUCACAAAGAUUAUGAAAGCAUAGUGGAAGCAGCUGAGGUACCGGUUGAUUUAACGAUAUCACCUAGUUUGAGCCUUGUCCAACAGCUGAAAGGGCAUUUACCAGACUUGGAUAACUUUGUGCAAUAUGCUUAAAUUCAGAAUCUUGCAUGCUUACAGUUCUGAACAAGAUUUUGGUUUGUUCUUUGAAGUUAAAUCAUUUUAAUAUUUGCGUCCAGCAUAGUUGUUUUCUCUUUGUUGGAGGUGUGGGUAAAGGUGUUUUGUACUAAGCAACGUGACAUGGUUGAGUGACAUGGUUUUCUUUAGGGGGUUCGGUAGAUAUCGUCUACACAAUCAUAAUAAGAGGGUUUAUAAUUCAA
Molecule: messenger RNA, 1823 nt
Organism: Lotus japonicus
Lineage: Eukaryota; Viridiplantae; Streptophyta; Magnoliopsida; Fabales; Fabaceae
Product: GPN-loop GTPase QQT1
Exons: 14
Coding region: 476-1381 (301 amino acids)
Cellular component (GO): cytoplasm
Molecular function (GO): GTPase activity
Source: RefSeq, a predicted model, not a curated record